This is a messenger RNA of Puntigrus tetrazona (Sumatra barb), 1713 nucleotides long. Its product is annotated as secreted frizzled-related protein 5. Lineage: Eukaryota; Metazoa; Chordata; Actinopteri; Cypriniformes; Cyprinidae. Bases 397 to 1305 code for a protein of 302 amino acids. The transcript is spliced from 2 exons. Gene Ontology annotation, biological process: negative regulation of canonical Wnt signaling pathway; canonical Wnt signaling pathway; non-canonical Wnt signaling pathway. The record is from RefSeq and is a predicted model, not a curated record. Gene Ontology annotation, molecular function: Wnt-protein binding.
GUGUUUGUGUGUGUGUAAAAGUGCAUUAUGUUGUAAUUUUUAAAAACAUAUUAACUUGUUAAAAUUCUAUUUCUCACUCUAGCGUGUGAACACCUCCUCCGACUCACGGGAAAUCUGUUGUGUUACAUUAUCAUAACCACACUCCUUAAGAAAAGAAGAGAGGAGAAGGAAGUGUGGCAAAGCGGAGCUCACAGUUCAUCAUCUCCAGCAGAGAAACGGAAGAAUCAGCACCUCUCUCACACACACAGUCACACAUACACACCCUCCCCGACCAAUCCAGUCUCACGCCCAGCAGAGUCCCGCCCUCUCCCAGAUGGGCCUCAGGCAGUGGUGUAUAAAUGCACCUAUCACUGAUUUGGCCUGACACUACCUUACCCCAGCCCUCUCUGGACUACGAUGCUGACAGCGUCUGCUCUGCUGCUGCUCCUGCUUGGCCCUGGCAUCGCCGCCGUGCCCAGCGGACUCUGGGAACACCAGGGAUCCUCUCGCUGUGUGCCCAUCCCCAGCAACAUGGCCCUGUGCCAGGGUCUGGGCUACAGCAGCAUGCGGAUGCCCAACUUGCUGGGACACGAAUCUCCAGCUGAAGCGGUGCAGCAGAGCACCAGCUGGCUGCCGCUCCUCGCCCGAGAGUGCCACCCGCACGCCCGCAUUUUCCUCUGCUCACUCUUCGCCCCUGUGUGCCUCGAAAGGAUCAUUUCUCCAUGCAGGAGUCUGUGUGUUUCGGUCCGGGACAGCUGCGCCCCCAUCAUGAGCUGCUACGGCUACCCCUGGCCUAGAAUACUACAAUGCGACCAGUUUCCCAAAGACCACCUAAUGUGCAUUUCCUCCGUGGCACACAUGCAAAACGGCACCGGCAACGACGGCCGAGGUAAACGCAGACCUUCCUGUUUUUUUUUUUCUUCACGUACGCAUUUUUUUUCUAAACCUGUGCUGGGUGCUCUCUGUCAAACUGAUUUCUGCGGCGGGUUUCAGUGGUGCCGCGAGCGAGCUGCACGGACUGUGAGCUGGAGGAGGCCACGUCGUCCAAAGACCUGCUCGAGCUCUUCUGUAAAAGUGACUUUGGUAAGAAUCUCCCAACACCAUGCUGACAUGCAUGCUGGCUCAAAAACACUUUCAUUGUCUCACAAUAUACAUUUAUUUUUACCUUAUUGUUCAAAGACCCCCAAGCGAUUUAUUUUUCCGAACACAUCGGGACGUUUAACGCCUGAAUAUCACUUGGGUAUGAACAGCAGAAAAUGUAAUAUUCGUCUGGUGUGUGCGAGCCGUAAACUGCAGCGAUUGGUCGAUCGGUCGCUCUCCUUUUAAGGUCAUCGUGCCUGUAAGCGGUGUUUGUGAGCUCAGCGCUGCUUUGAGUGCAGCGUUACCGGGGAAACGGAUGGUUUUUCUGCACCGAAAGCAGCACCUAGCGGCGAAAAGCUAAUUCGCGCUUACAUUCAGACCAACGAAAUCAGCUAACGUCGAAAUGAAACGGCUUGAGGCUCAAGACAACAACUUUAUUGCGAAAGAUCAUUUUUAAAAAUCCGUUUAAAGCUGAAACUCCCUGCUCAGGCGUUUCUCUUUCUCUCUCUCUCUCUGCUAGUGGUUAAAGUGCGUCUAUCUAAGCUGAACUCCAGCAGCUCUGUCCUGACCAUGUUCUCCCUGGGCUCUCGGCUGGAGGUCCUAAAGCACGGCCCGCUGCUGGGAGGGGAAAUGAGGAGUCGUCUGUCACUGUGG